CCUACAGACUGGACUGUUGGGGUAAUCAAACCUCUUUUCAAGGGAAAGGGUUCUCCCGAUGAUCCUGACAAUUACAGAGGGAUUACCCUCCUUAGUUGCAUAGGGAAACUGUUUACAGCUGUGAUAAAUCACAGACUUACACUAUAUAUUGAAGGACAAGGUCUUAUUGGCGAUGAGCAGGCUGGAUUCAGGGCAAACCACUCCACAAUUGAUCACAUAUUUGUUCUCAAGUCCAUCAUAGAGUUAUAUUCAUUUCACCACAAGCGUUUGUAUUGUGCUUUCAUUGACUACAAAAAAGCUUUCGAUCUAGUGAAUAGGGCAAUGCUUUGGAGGAAGCUUAUUUCCAAUGGCAUAAAUGGUAAGAUAUUAAGGGUCAUUUAUAACAUGUAUGCCAAUGCCAAGUCAUGUAUACAAGAAGGGUCUAGUGUCUCUGAUUUAUUCACUUGCAAUAUUGGUGUAAGGCAAGGCGAAAAUCUCUCACCACUUUUAUUUGCACUGUACCUAAAUGAUUUUGAAUUAACGAUCUCCAAAAAGUUCAAGGGUCUAGAAUUUCUCAGCAACGAAAUCAAAGAGGCUUUGAGCGAUGAUGACGUGGAGUACUUUAUGAGGAUAUUUUGCCUGCUUUAUGCUGAUGACACGAUAGUCCUUGCUGAAACUCCAAUAGAAUUACAAGCUGCCUUAGAUGCUGUUCAUAGUUACUGCCAGGACUGGCAACUGACCGUAAAUACUGCAAAAACGAAAGUUGUAAUUUUCUCAAGAGGUAGAGUUAAAAAAGCACACACUUUCUGCUUUGGUAAUGAACCACUUGAAGUGGUACGUGAAUAUACAUACUUAGGGACAGUCUUCUCAUCCAAUGGCUCCAUGAAAGCUGCCGUACUAAAACAAGUAGCACAAGCUAAUAGAGCCCUCUUCAAACUCUGCUCAAUAAUAUCAUCGCUUAACUUGCGUAUCGACACAUGUUGGGAACUUUUUGAUAAGAUGGUUGUACCUGUUUUACUAUAUGGCUGUGAAGUCUGGGGAUUAAGCCAUAUACAGUACAUAGAAAACUUUCACAAAAAGUUUAUGAAGCACCUGUUAAAAAUAAGCAAGUACUCAGCCAAUUGCAUGGCUUAUGGUGAAUUGGGCAGAACUACACUAGAAGUAGUUAUAAAAAAACGAGUCAUUGGCUUCUGGAUCAGACUAAUAAAUGGCGAUAAGCACAAGCUUUCCUACAUUAUGAUGCAGCUUCAGAUUGAUAAGCUCCAAAACUCAAACUUCAAGCCUCAGUGGGUGUCCAGCGUAAAAGACAUUCUUGAUACUUCCGGACUUGGGAAUUAUUGGCUUAAUGCUCCUGGCAAGAAUGAAGGAGCAUUAAUGGUCAUUGAAACACGCCUUACGGAUAUGUUUAGGCAGUCAUGGUCAGAUUCUGUACAAUCAAACUCACUAUGCCUUAAUUACAGAAUGUUUAAAGAUGUACUUCAUGCUGAACCUUAUUUGACACUCCUUGAUACAAAGGAUCGAGUCACCAUAACCAGAUUCCGUUGUGGAAACCAUAACCUACCAAUAACAGGGAGCAGAAGGCAGCACAAUGCUAUCCUGAACAAAUGCUCACUCUGUAAGCAUAACGCACCGGGUGACGAAUUCCAUUACAUUUUAGAAUGUCCAGCAUUUAAAAUACAACGUACAUCCUUACUGCCAUCAUAUUACUGGAAACGCCCAGAUGCAAACAAAUUCAAACACCUUUUCUCGUCUGAUAACAAGAAGCUGUUGUAUCAGCUGUCCAGAUUCAUCCGGCACAUAAAUGCAUCCUUUCAGUGACUAUUCCAGUGAGUGAGUGACUACUUGAGUGAGUGACUACUUUACUGACUACUCCUUGACUAUUUCUUUUCUGACUAUUUUUAUUUUCUUGACUAUUUUGUUUCUGACCCUCUCCUUGCCUUCCCUCCCUCCCAUAAAAUGCAAUACACGUUGUCCAUUUCAACUUUACAUGUAGUCCAUCUUGCAGUUAAUCCAUGGCCCAUCUCAGAGUCUCAGGAAGCGCACCUUUAAUUACUUAAAAAUGUCCUGUAACUGUGUAUAUGCUAAAUGUGUAUGUGUAAAUAUUGAACCACGGUCACUUUGUGCAAGAUGUAAAUGUGGCACGAUGCUCGUCACGAGGUUCGCCAUCUCACUAUGCGUUGCUGAUCACAAGGCGUGCGAUGCUCGGUUAUUGUGUUCGUUUAUGUGUGUAUGUGUGUUCAUGUGUAUGAUCUUCCCAUACCCCAGAUGGGGUCGCGGAAAUAAAUUUGAA
This is a messenger RNA of Amphibalanus amphitrite, 2269 nucleotides long. RefSeq lists its product as uncharacterized. Lineage: Eukaryota; Metazoa; Arthropoda; Thecostraca; Balanomorpha; Balanidae. The coding region runs from base 322 to 1797 and encodes 491 amino acids. The transcript is spliced from 2 exons. The record is from RefSeq and is a predicted model, not a curated record.